GGUGUAAACAAUCAUCCGAAAGGCUUCUCUUCGCUUCCGUGCUGAUUAGACAUUUUUUUUAGACUAAGAUAUAUUAAGUAUGAUUAGCAUAAGGUGACGAAGAACAUUCUGAUGAAUGCAUUUUGCAAUCAAAUUAAUCCAACAAUGGAUUCCCCCAUCUUAUCAGAAAUAUCUCUGUGCACAGAACUUUUCACAAACUUGGAACUAUCUGUUUCAAAGCCAUUACCACAACACAGUCCCAGAGAGAGUAAAAACCUUGUGAAAAAAGCAGACAGAAUGCCCCUGUCUCUCACAGGAACCACACCCGUCUUGUUUAGUGGAGCUUCGUACGUGAGGAGACGAAAACAGGAAGUAGUGGAUGGGAGUGCGGUGUUUUUAGACAAACUCCUGAGGCUAAGAGGGAAGAAGGAUGCACCGUCUCCCUCCGUGUGCGAGGUAAAUGCCGCAUUUCCGCCUCUGCAAAUAGAAUGCAGUGCCAGUGGAGGUACGAAAGUGAGUCCUCAGCCAAGCAAGAGCGAUACGAAGCAGCUGCGGUACAUUGCUGACCCUUUGAGAACCAGUGCAGAAGAUGACAGCCUCACCGUUAAGAAGACGUUCAGUCAGAAGUACGAUUUGAAAGAUUUUGUCCAAAGUAUUGAAUCGUAUUGCUUAGAACAUGAUGAUAACCAAGGGAAGAUUGUUUCUAAUAAAAGAACUUUUUCAUCUGCAUCAAAGAAAAGAAAACAAGGAGAACUGCCAGUGGGCAACAGUGAAAUACUGUCAUUUGAGAAAGACGAGAAUGACUCCAUGUGGCAUGCCUGUAAAAAGUGCCAUUACGAGUUUAGUACAGCGAAGGGCUUGGCCAAUCACAUGAAGACACACCCAAAAGUGAUGAUUGAAAAGAAUUCCUGCGUUUAUUGUGGCAGAGGUGUCGAGGAUGCUGAGGCUUUAAGAGAUCACUUAUAUGCAGAACACAUUUUUGAAGUAACUAAUUACACUUGUGAAUCAUGUCAGGUUGAAUGCAUUAGUGCAGAUUUAUUUGACAAACACCAAUACUUUUGCCACAGAACCGAUUCAUCAUCUUGUUUGCUGUGUUCAAACUGUGAUAAAGUCUAUUACAACAGAGAUUUACAAGCAUACCACAAAGAGCGAGAAAAGUACUGCAGCAUAUGCAGUAUAACAUUUUGCAUGUCAGCAGAGCAAUACAAGAACCAUAAGGAAAAGCACAUCCUAUACAAGUACAAAUGUUCAAAAUGCAAUGCCUCGUUCAUCACAAAAGCCUCGCUAACAAAACACCUAGAGACCAAAAACCAGUGUUGUCCUUCGGGAAAAGUAAUCAAAAACAGCUCCACAUCUAGAACAGAAGACACCAGUGACGACAGAGAUGCCUUCGAGGCUGAAUGCCUAGACGACAACAGGUUGGAAGACUCUGACACCGCCGAGGAGAAAGACGCUAUCAGCCAAAAGAAUGAGAUGCUGCACAGAUGCCCUGUCUGCAAUGCUUCAUUUGUCAGGCACAAGAACCUAUUGAGUCACGUUGGAGUUGCCCAUCCACAGCACUUACAGGACGCAAAUCUACAAAACCUGGUGAAGAAUUACCAAUGCACAAAAUGCGACAAGAAGUUCACCAAGAAAUCAAACCUUGUGGCUCACAUUGCAUCGCACAUAAGAAGUGCAAGCAGUAACGAGACAGGGCAGCCAAAGUGUUCCGUCUGCCACAAAACUUUCCGUUUACAGCGAUACCUGGUUGACCAUAUGAGAUUGCACACCGGACGUGGUACUCACCAGUGUAAGCACUGCGACAAAAAGUUUUUACGCCUGUCACACUUGAAGCUGCACAUGGAGAUGCAUGACAACUCACACAAGUCUCAUUCAUGCAUACACUGCAACAAGAAGUAUAUGAGAAAGCAAGACUUAAUGCAGCACAUUCGCGUCAAGCACAGCAGUACCGCGGCCAAGAGCGACGAGAGAGGUGAAGUUGGGGAGGAUGGAGGGUUCCAGUGCCCGAGUUGCGGCGUUCUUUUCCCUACAACUCUGAAACUUCGCAUGCAUGAGGUCACACAUCAAGCUUCCAAGCCUCCAUACAAAUGUCAGGAGUGUUCGCGUGAAUUUCCGAGUCUGAGCGUUCUCAAGCGCCAUUAUCUGAUCCAUUGGAAUAUUCUGCCUUUCACUUGCACUAUUUGUAGCAGGAGCUUUAGGUACAGCCAGAGCUUGAAGAGACACAUGGUAACCCACACUGGCGAGCGAAACUACACCUGCAUCCACUGCGGAAAGAGAUUUGGCCUGAAAGGAAACCUGAACACACACUUGCAGCAACACAGUGCACAGAGAGUCUUCUCUUGUCCGAAGUGUGGAGACAGCUUUACAAGUAGACGGGAGCAGAAAACUCAUUUUUGUAGUCUGAUGGCUCAGGGCGAAUCAUCAGACAUAAAUUGCACUGAUUACACUGUUCUUAAGAAAGCAAAUGACUACAUGGAGUACGAACCGGUCGAGAACUGUACAAAUGACUCUCAGGAACCAAAUGCUGCAGAGGCCCUCAGUAACUUUGUCCCUAACACUACUCUAAGUGACAUGACUGAGGUCACUCACUUGAUAUCUGAUAACAGCAUCAGUGACAUAACUACGGUGGCUGGAUUGGUUCCCAACAAUGUGACAAGUACAUCUGUUGGCCAUUUGAUAGCACAGGUCUCAGGGAAUAUUGUGCCCAUCAACGAAGCAGUCCCAAGCACAAGCUUCAGAGAGUUGCAUCCCCAGGCUCACAAGACGUCACACCCAGCCAGCGAAAUUCUCGAACAGCCAAAUUCUCCAGACACUUAUGAAAAUAGUACUAUGCUAGAAGGAGUCCCGGCCCUCUCAGGCAAGCAUGAGGCUGACGUUCUCUCCCAAGCCUUUGCCGUGAUGGCUGACGACAACAUCAUUAGGGAGUGCGUCAAUCUCGACACUUGCUCGCAGUUGCCACAGGAUGCCCAGGACAGCCCAGGAAUGGACUCCACAAUCUAUACUUUGGUGACGGUGGAUGGGGACAAUUCACAGCCAACUUUAAUCAAUAUUCCCUCUAUCAGUAAUGCCGGAGUGGAGGAAAAUGUGACGCUGCAGAUCAAUUUCCCGGAGAGUGGGUCAGAGGUUUCUAUUAUUAUUGGAUAAAUUGUGAUUGCUACUUUGUGAACUUGCUUGUGCAUCUCUUUGUUGUUGACAAGCUGUUCUAAUAUGUGUAUAUGUAUUAUGGUUGUUAUAUUUAUACAUCUUUGAAUAUUUAUUUUGUUAUUUUUUUUCAAUUUUAUUUUUUGAAUAUCUUUUUUAUGCAUAAAUUGACAAAAUGA
Molecule: messenger RNA, 3299 nt
Organism: Penaeus indicus
Lineage: Eukaryota; Metazoa; Arthropoda; Malacostraca; Decapoda; Penaeidae
Product: zinc finger protein 43-like
Exons: 11
Coding region: 112-3123 (1003 amino acids)
Biological process (GO): regulation of transcription by RNA polymerase II
Cellular component (GO): nucleoplasm
Molecular function (GO): RNA polymerase II cis-regulatory region sequence-specific DNA binding; DNA-binding transcription repressor activity, RNA polymerase II-specific
Source: RefSeq, a predicted model, not a curated record